Messenger RNA from Suillus subaureus, 1945 nucleotides. RefSeq lists its product as uncharacterized. Bases 1 to 1584 code for a protein of 527 amino acids. The record is from RefSeq and is a predicted model, not a curated record. Lineage: Eukaryota; Fungi; Basidiomycota; Agaricomycetes; Boletales; Suillaceae. The transcript has 11 exons.
AUGAGGUCGCACCAUGCACCAGGGGCUGUGGUCGUUUCUCUUAUUCCAGCAUCCCCAGAACGAUCUCUCCUCAGUCUCUUGAUCCGAAUACUGAGUUCUCCUUUCGUUUCUAGAACCAAUUUCUACGACCGCAGUCUGACAAGUCGGAGAUAUGCCCUUGUCGGAAUGGCAUGCUCAGGUAUCUUUGGCUGCUCAUGCAUCGUUGCAAGCAUCAUCACUUUAGCCAAUCAAGGAGUCUUCGGAGUAACCAAUGUGACAAACUACUCUACAUAUUUGCCUGGUUCCUGGUUGCCCAUGAAGAGGGAGAUAUUGGCCCUGGCACUCGACUUAAUCGUCACAUUGUGUACCGAGUCCAUAGGCUUUGUACACGGUAUUUCAUUGCGCUCUGCACUAGCCUCAGAGUCUCGGCUUCAUUUCAACACCAAUCUGCGCCUUCUGACCGCAGCUCGUGGAUGGUAUAACCCUAACGGCGCCCUGCUUAACGUCAUCUUGGCUGUCCUCCUCGUCAUAUCCUACAGCUCGGUUUCAUUCAUUGUGAUCAUCGCAUUGUCAGCGAUGCGUGCUGUCAAAAUAUUGACGUGGAGCUCCUCACCUUUCGACUUGACUGCCGCACUGGUCCACCACACGCAAUUGUCCCCUGUUACAUUACGACACGUUUGGAGGUCCAGCGAAGCCAUCAGAGAUACAGCCCCUGCGUGGCAUGCUCACCCUAGCAUCCGGAAAGUUGUGAUUUUUCUUUGGGUGAUCGUUGCAGCAUGCGCUGGAUGGGCCGCACUCGUCAUGUAUAUGUGGAAUAACUAUUCGGAACCGUGGGGCGGUUUUCAGUGGACAUCCUUCCUCACCUGGCAGUCCAAUGGCAUCCAGUAUCCUAUACCAGGUGUUGAUCUUGAGGUGUGGAUUCUGCUCUAUGUCAACAUGGCAGCUAUCCAGGGGCCAUUGACACUUGGGCUGCAUUGCUCGGAGCUCAUCGCAAAUGUCAUUCGAGACGAAAGACAGUGGAGAUACGCUAGUACCCGAAAGAAAGGACUUACGACAGCGACGAACCCAGUGAAGACGAUUUCCAGUCAUCCGAUUUGUCUCAUCCUUUUUGUCGCAAAGCCUUUCCUGCGCAUUAACAGCGCCGUAGACGGGCAACUGGCCGGCUUGGGGGUAUCUAUGUUCACUGCCCAGAUCUGGAACUUAUGCAUAGCGCUCUUCAUAUUUGCCUGUGUCUUCACUUUCGUCGCACUCCGCCGACCGCGUGGCCCCCAGCCGGCUGCAUACGGCCAUCUCCAGACACUCGCCAACCUCGUGGACGAGUGGUCGCCUGUGAUGUGGUGGGGACACAAGGAGGACGGAAUUCCAGUACUGUCAUGCUGGGACGAGCGAUCACCCGCUGCCGAAAGUGAAGAUGGACUGCGUUUAUGCUGGUUCCGGUGCUGGGUCUCUGGUACCCCUCUCGCUGGCGAUGCAUUGACGGGCACACAACUAGCCAUGCCAUUGAAUGAUACACAUGCAAUUUUUAUGCUGCUUGCUGCAGUUGUCGAUACUUGGACUUUAACGCAUGAAUGGACAAAUCUAUAUGAGCUGUGGAGGAUAUGUUGAGUUGGAAUAAGUGCACAGGUGAGCUGUGAAUAUGAGUGAAAUUGGCCAACAUUAAAGAAUCCACUGCAGAAAAAGGCAGAUUAUGUCGGCGACAGAUGUGGCAAGAAUCUACAGAUCUGUAGCAGACUCGUGCGAGAUUUUUGUCAGGUUUCUCGCUACUGUAAUGUCAAACGAUUGGUCGCAAUUUUCAUGUAUCUGUGUCUCAUUUCACAUAGGUUCGUGUAUAACUUGUUCGCUCUAUAGUCCUCAACCACCUAUCCCACAAUACCCUGUAGGUAUAAUAUAUCAAUAUCUAGUAUUGUAGAAGGCUGAUAUUAUAUCAGAGCCUGUGGUCCAUAGACCAUGAUGUAUCAACUCCCCC